CUCCCACCGCUGUCCAUUUGGGUCCGUGCACCGCACUCCUCGGACCCAAGGCCGCCGGCGCUGUCGCCGCUCACGUGUGUCCCGCGGUGCUCUCCCGCCGCGCCGCCCGUCGGGCAUGGACUCGGGCCGGGACUUCCUGACCCUGCACGGCCUGCAGAAUGAUGAGGACCUACAGGCCCUGCUGAAGGGCAGCCAGCUCCUGAAGGUGAAGUCCAGCUCGUGGCGGAGAGAGCGCUUCUAUAAGUUGCAGGAAGACUGCAAGACCAUCUGGCAGGAGUCCCGCAAGGUUAUGCGGACCCCCGAGUCCCAGCUGUUCUCCAUCGAGGACAUUCAGGAGGUGAGGAUGGGACAUCGCACAGAGGGCCUGGAGAAGUUUGCCCGUGAUGUGCCUGAGGACCGCUGCUUCUCCAUUGUCUUCAAGGACCAGCGCAACACACUAGACCUCAUCACGCCAUCGCCAGUGGACACCCAGCACUGGGUGCGGGGUCUGCGCAAGAUCAUCCACCACUCGGGCACCAUGGACCAGCGGCAGAAGCUGCAGCACUGGAUUCACUCCUGCUUAAGAAAAGCUGAUAAAAACAAGGACAACAAGAUGAGCUUCAAGGAGCUGCAGAACUUCCUGAAGGAGCUCAACAUCCAGGUGGACGACAGCUAUGCCCGGAAGAUCUUCAGAGAAUGUGACCGCUCCCAGACAGACUCCCUGGAGGACGAGGAGAUUGAGGCCUUCUACAAGAUGCUGACCCAGCGGGAAGAGAUCGACCGCACCUUUGCCGAGGCUGCGGGCUCUGGGGAGACCCUGUCGGUGGAUCAGUUAGUGACGUUCCUGAAGUGCCAGCAGAGGGAGGAGGCCGCAGGGCCUGCGCUGGCUCUCUCCCUCAUUGAGCGCUACGAGCCCAGUGAGACUGCCAAGGCGCAGCGGCAGAUGACCAAGGACGGCUUCCUCAUGUACCUACUGUCAGCUGAUGGCAGCGCCUUCAGCCUGGCGCACAGGCGGGUCUACCAGGACAUGGGCCAGCCACUCAGCCACUACCUAGUGUCCUCCUCGCACAACACCUACCUGCUGGAGGACCAGCUCACAGGGCCCAGCAGCACCGAGGCCUACAUCCGGGCACUGUGCAAAGGCUGCCGCUGCUUGGAACUUGACUGCUGGGAUGGACCCAACCAGGAGCCCAUCAUCUACCACGGCUAUACAUUCACUUCCAAGAUCCUCUUCUGCGACGUGCUCAGGGCCAUCCGGGACUAUGCCUUCAAGGCAUCCCCCUACCCCAUCAUCCUGUCCCUGGAAAACCACUGCAGCCUGGAGCAGCAGCGCGUCAUGGUGCGACACCUGCGGGCCAUCCUGGGCCCCAUGCUGUUGGACCAGCCUCUGGACGGCGUCACCACCAGCCUGCCCUCCCCUGAGCAACUGAAGGGGAAGAUCCUGCUGAAAGGGAAGAAGCUGGGAGGGUUCCUGCCCCCUGCAGGGGAUGGCGGCCCUGAGGCCACCGUCGUGUCAGACGAAGAUGAGGCUGCUGAAAUGGAGGAUGAGGCAGUGCGGAGCCGAGUGCAGCACAAGCCUAGGGAGGACAAGCUGAGGCUAGUGCAGGAGCUUUCCGACAUGGUCAUUUACUGCAAGAGUGUCCACUUUGGGGGCUUCUCCAGUCCUGGCACCUCUGGGCAGGCUUUCUAUGAGAUGGUGUCCUUCUCUGAGAAUCGCAUCCUCCGACUGCUCCAAGAAUCAGGAAACAGCUUGGUCCGCCACAAUGUGGGGCACCUGAGCAGGAUCUACCCAGCCGGAUGGAGAACGGACUCCUCCAACUACAACCCCGUGGAGAUGUGGAAUGGGGGCUGCCAGAUCGUGGCCCUGAAUUUCCAGACCCCUGGGACAGAGAUGGACGUUUAUCAGGGCCGCUUCCAGGACAAUGGGUCCUGCGGGUACGUGCUGAAGCCUGCCUUCCUGAGAGACCCCAACUCUGCCUUCAACUCACGUGCCCUGGCUCCAGGGCCCUGGUGGGCUCAGAAGCGACUCAACAUUAGGGUCAUCUCAGGGCAGCAGCUGCCAAAAGUCAACAAGAAUAAGAAUUCAAUUGUGGACCCCAAGGUGACGGUGGAGAUCCACGGCGUGAGUCGGGACAUGGCCAGCCGCCAGACUGCAGUGAUCACUAAUAAUGGUUUCAACCCAUGGUGGGACACGGCAUUUGAGUUUGAGGUGGCUGUGCCCGAUCUUGCCCUGGUUCGCUUUGUGGUGGAGGAUUACGAUGCCUCCUCCAAGAACGACUUCAUCGGUCAGAGCACCAUUCCCCUGAACAGCCUCAAGCAGGGCUACCGCCACGUCCACCUCUUGUCCAAGAACGGAGACCAGCAUCCGUCAGCCACCCUCUUUGUGAAGAUUUCCCUCCAGGACUAAGUGUGGGAGUCCCGUGGUGUCUGGCCUGAGUGUCCACACCUGGGGGCAGGGCAGAUGUGGCUGCUGCUGACCUCUCACUCACAGCCAGUGGCCCUGGAACUGCCUUUGGUUCUAACACACUGUGCUGCUGCUGCUGCCUCCCCAGGAUCUCAGGAGCUGGCCCAGCCCCUGGAGCUGUCCGUGAUUCCGUUAGGAACAACACUGCAGCCCUCUCGGCCCUCUGGCCAGCCCUAGAUUGAGGGUUUUUAUAAAACUCACUGUAAAAUUAAACGCUAUGGCCUCUUUACCUGGACGGCA
Galeopterus variegatus (Sunda flying lemur) is the source of this 2683-nucleotide messenger RNA. RefSeq names its product phospholipase C, delta 1 (gene PLCD1). Gene Ontology annotation, molecular function: calcium ion binding; phosphatidylinositol-4,5-bisphosphate phospholipase C activity. Gene Ontology annotation, biological process: phosphatidylinositol-mediated signaling; lipid metabolic process. The record is from RefSeq and is a predicted model, not a curated record. The coding region runs from base 116 to 2386 and encodes 756 amino acids. The transcript is spliced from 15 exons. Lineage: Eukaryota; Metazoa; Chordata; Mammalia; Dermoptera; Cynocephalidae.